UCCCCGAAGCGGUCAGUUUAUUUUAAAUCGAGACGAGAUGUGGUCGGUUCUAUUGCUGCUGGUGUACGCAGCUUGCGCUACGGCUAUCACCCGUGACCAGUUCUACCCCUAUGGCCAGGGUUUGGAUCAGCGAUUACCCCGUGGAGCGGAGGUACCGUCCCCAGAAGUGCCCCUAAAUGUGCCUAUCGCUUUCUACGGAGAAAUUUAUGAAAGCGUUUUUGUUAACAAUUAUGGAGUACUUUCAUUUAGAGCUGAUAUUCCCAGCUUUUUAAAUGCAGAAUUCCCUCUUCCGUAUCCAUCUAUAGCGGCAUUUUAUGCUAACAUCGAUACAACAGAGAGUGGAAAUGUAUAUUACAGAGAAACUAACGAGUCAUAUGUCUUACAAAAGGCAGAGGAAAGCGUUCAGAACAAUUUCCACGAAUACUACGAUUUUAAACCGAAAAGUGUAUUUAUAGCGACAUGGAUUGAUGUUCAAUAUGCGAAUAAUGAAAGACAGGAUAAGAAAAACAGUUUCCAAAUAGCUGUUAUAAGCAACGGCACUGAAAGCUUUGUAGAGCUCUUGUACCCCGAGCGAGAGAUACAGUGGUUCCAGAGGGAAACUCCAGUAGGAAGUCUGCCCGAUGCUAAGGCACAGGCGGGUUUCAUAUCUGAAGAUGGUAGAAUAUAUACUCUAAGAGGGUCGGGCAGCCACCAAAUUCGAAAUAUAGUUUCAUGGUCGAACUCUCAAGAACCAGGCAAAUAUGUAUUCAGAGUCGGAAAUAUACCUGUUAAUGAAACUGUUGAACUCCCAGAUCAAUACGACGAAAAUGAAAUCGAAAUUGAAGAAGAAAGUAAAACAUGUGCGCAGAGUGGGCCUAGUGUAUGUCACAUACAAGCAAGAUGUGUCGAUUAUGAAGCUGGUAUCUGCUGUCAGUGCAAUGAAGGUUUCUACGGAAAUGGAAAGUCUUGUAUUAAAAGUGACGUGCCGCUACGUGUCCAUGGAAAACUCAAUGGCGUGAUUAAUAACGAAAAUCUAGACGAUGUUGAUGUACAAGCAUAUGUUGUUGUUGCAGACGGAAGAUCUUAUACAGCCUUAACACAGAUACCACUUUCGCUGGGUAAUAGUUUGCAACUACUUAGCGUGUUUGGAAGUGUUGUAGGUUGGCUGUUCGCAAAGCCAUCAGAUAACGUCAAAAAUGGCUAUCAACUUACUGGAGGCGUGUUUAAUCAUACAGCAGAAAUACACUUUCCUGAAACUGACGACAGAGUAGUUAUAAAUCAAGAUUAUCUUGGACAUGAUGUAUUUGAUCAACUUACAUUAGACGUUGAUGUUCGUGGUACUAUUCCUGUAAUACAAGCAGGCAGACUUGAAGUUACUGAAUAUGAAGAACAAUACACAACAACACAAAUUGGAACGCUGCAUAGUGUAUCAAGGAGAGUUUUUACCAACAAAGUGACCGGGCAAAAAUAUACGCAGAUAGUUUCGCAAAUAUUCACAUUUAACACAUGUAAAUUUGCAACGUACUCUGAAGAUGACCAGGUGCCUUCAACUAUGAAGGUUAUUAAAAACUAUUUAUCAUUUGACGCAAAAGAUAAUAUAGUGAGGUAUGGCUCCACUAAUAAAAUUGUACCUACAGGUCAAGAGGAUCCUUGUAUUCAGGGCAGAAAUAGCUGCGGUCCACACAGUACCUGUGUAGCUCAAGGCGAUUCAUUCAGUUGUAUGUGUCAAACCGGUUUCACUGGUAUUUAUUAUGAAGAAACAACAGCGUGUGUCGAUAUAGACGAAUGUGCUGCUGGAACACAUAAUUGCGACUCAAAUGCUGAAUGUUUCAACGAAGACGGAAGCUUCCAAUGUCAAUGCCGUGAAGGUUAUGAAGGUAACGGAGUCACGUGUACGAUCAUAUCUAGAUGUAGAGAUAAGAUUUGUGACCCUAACGCCAAGUGCAUCGAUAAUCCUAAUGAAGAGCCUAUUUGCUUGUGUAACCCAGGGUACACUGGAAAUGGAGAAAGAUGUUGGAUCGCAUAUGAUAUACCAACCUGCGGUAACUGCUCCCCUAAUGCUCAUUGCGGCUACUCACAGGAUACCAAUACUUAUAUUUGCCAAUGCAAUCCUGGAUUUACGGGCGAUGGUCAAUACUGUUCUGAGAAUAUAUCUAGUUUCCCUGAAACAAGUCAUGCUAUUGGGAAUACUCCUUUAGAAUCAUCAACUACUUUGACAGAAGCUGAGUAUAAUGAAACGUUCGUAUUGCCUAAUUGUGACCUUUAUGGUUGUGUCUGCCCUCCUGGUUAUUCGAAUUAUGACCAUGGUGGCAAUGACUUAUGUCGCAUCAAUGAUUAUAAAGACUCAAGUACACCUACAUUAACUAAUGAAAAUGAUACUACAUAUACUUGUCAACGAGACUCUGACUGUCCAACAAACGCGGUAUGCUCUUUUUCUACAGAAUCAUAUAUCGGAAGUUAUCAGCCAUAUGGUCAAUGUGUUUGUUCCGAAGGAUUUGAGGGUGAUGCGUACGAAUGCAUUGAAAGAACUGGACCCAGUUGCUCAUGCGGUCUUGGUGCCCAUUGCAUAGAGACAGGCACAGGCGAUCUAAUAUGUGUAUGCGAUUCGGGCUAUCACGGUGAUGGCUAUACAUGUCGGCCGAACUUCAUCUGCACAAACAGUUCAGACUGCGAAUUAAACGCCGAAUGCCGGAUAGAUAUAAACACCCGUGAAUAUAUCUGUCAGUGCAUAGAAGGGUACAUAAAAGAUCAAAGCGAUGCAUGUAUUCCAGACAAACAGCUAUGUAAUGGCGCAGUCUGUGCAGAACAUUCCUCGUGUCUUUACGAUGAUUCGGUUAGAGUAAAUUAUUGUCACUGUAAUGAUGGCUACGAAGGUGACGGAACCUCUCAAUGUGUUCCUAAAGGUAGGAGUUGUGACUACGCAAAUGACUGCGAUUACAAUGCAGUGUGUACGCCAGUGGAAGAGUCAUAUCAAUGCAUUUGUAGUGAAGGUUAUAUAGGAGAUGGCUACAUUUGUCUUCAAGAAGUUAACUGUCGAACGAAUCCAUAUUUUUGCGACGUGCAUGCGUCGUGUCUGAAGACCAGUGAUGGUUAUGAGUGUGAAUGUAACUCGGGGUAUAAUGGAAAUGGUACAAAUUGUGUAUUAAAUCCUCGACAAGCUGGUAAUUUCUUGGUUGUCAGCGACGGUGCGUCAAUAUAUCGUGUACCAUUUGUAGUUACUCCAAGCGACUUUGCUAAACCAUUUAGCAGUGCAAAUUACCAAGUUGCAGUCGGGAUUGAUGUUGAUUGCUUGAAUGGAAAAAUUUAUUGGGGCGAUGUUAUUAGCAGUGCAAUAAAGCGAACUUCGUAUGAUGGAUCAGGAUUUGAACAGUUUCUAUCUCAGGAUAUACAAUCACCUGAAGGCUUAGCCGUAGACUGGUCUGCCAGAAAUAUUUUCUGGACAGAUUCUAAAAAGCUGUCUAUUGAGGUAGCUAAUUUGGACAGUAAAGUAAGAAAAGUGCUAUUCUCAAAAGUUGAAAUUUAUAACCCUAGAGGGAUAGCCGUUCAUCCGGGGAAAGGAAAAAUAUUCUGGUCGGAUUGGAACCGCUCUGGUCCAAAAAUUGAAUGGGCAAACAUGGACGGAAGUGAAAGGGGCAUUUUCUUGGAUCAAACAGAUGUAAAGCUGCCAAACUCCUUAGCGAUUGACUGGGUCAGAGAUCGUCUUUGUUACGCGGACGCGGGACUCCUCAGUAUUAGAUGCGUUGGAAUCGACAACAUGGAGAAAGAAAUAGUUGCAGCUAACUGUUCUUAUCCAUUUGGACUCGCAAUCAAUGGAGACAAAUUCUACUGGAGCGAUUGGAAAACACUACAAAUUGAGUCCAUAGACACUUUAACGGAGGUGAGAGGCCGCGUCCCCAUCACGACAGCGUCUAAAAGGUUGUAUGGCGUGUCCGUCGCUCCUGAAGAAUGUCCGGCAUUGACAAACGCUUGCCAAUACAGGAACGGGAACUGUGGAGCGAAUCAGAUAUGUCUUCCUAAUGGCCAGAGUAGGACAUGUGUGGAUGGCGAUCAUAUUCCCGAAAAUUAUUAGGCUAAGAUAGACACAAACCCGCAACAUCAGAAUAAGAAGCGACCUUUUGAUCCAAAGCAACCUAGAUGAUAUAUUUUCGGGUUUUCAUUUUAUUUGCUUUAACAAUUUUUUUUGCUAACGCUACUUAGCUUACGUUGGGUAUAGGGCCCCUUGAUUACCGCGAGUGUUUUACAUUUACGCUACUUUAAAAAGGGAUUAAAACGCUUACGUACCUUAUUGUAACUGUAUUUUUAAAUUAGGUUUUUGCGUAAAACUUACUUUUAUUUAUUUAUUUUUGGGAAACAAACAGUAUUUAAAAGAUUUUAAAAAUACAUAUAAAUUUGUACACGCACCAAUAAAGUUUCCACUAAAAUACAUAUUAAGUGAGCAGCAGUAUAAACAAAACAAAAAACUUACAAACUCUAGAAGACAAAAAAAACAUACGGAUUAUUGCUAACUUAAAUGAAAUUAUUUAUACAAGUAUUCUCGAAUAUCUUUCUUAAACUGUUUGAUCGAACAAGUAUGUAAAUCAAUAUUAUGACAUUUUAUAUUAUACUAAUUAUUACAAGCCCAAUUAUAUAAAAGUAUUUUGAACAUAUUUGGUACUUGUUGGUGGAGCAUAAAACAAUGACUUAGGAACAUUAUUAUUUUAUUUAACCCGACGUUUAGUCCCGAGGCGACUCCUGUCAACCCUCUGAAAACGUACUCUGCAAUAGUCACGAAACGUCGGGUUAGAUAAAAUAAAAAUAAAACUUUUAGACAAAAACCUAAUGAAAAGUUACAGUUAAAAUUACACGCGUUUUCAUCCUUUAAAAAGUAUUUUAUUUAAACAUUUUAAGAAUGGUCAAUAGUGUUUUGAUGGCGCGGCACGGCGUGCGGAUUAUAUGUCAUUAUUUACAAUAGAUUACACAGGAUCCAUAUUUUGUAAGUCCUAAGAUUAACGCGUAACAAAUAGUCAGAUCGGUAUUAAUUUAUUUCAAUUAUUCAUUCACUUUCCAUAUCCAAUCUAUAAAAGAUUGGUUUUUAAACUUAACUGCUUCUGUUUUUAUAAUGUUUACGUCACAAACGUAUAUAUAUUUUUAUUACUGCAUAUACCUAAUUUAUUAAAUAUUCACAAUUUGAUAAAAUAAGGUUGUAAUUGAAGAAAGAAAGAAAUUUGUACUCAAGCAAAAUCUGCAAAAAGGCGACCAUUGACGCAAAUGAAACACAUUUUACCAUAAUUUUAAUAAGAUCUAUAUUUAGAUAAGUUUAAUGAUCUAAUACCAAAGCAAUAGUUAUUAUUUAUGUUAUAAUGUUAUAUGAUUCGGCAUAAUUAAUUAUUUAAUGUGUACAUGAGAUAUACCACAUUCAUAUUACUUACUUCUUAAGAGCUAUGCCGAAACCUAUAAGCAAAUUAAUGUUGAGAAAAUAUGUUACAACAUAACGGUUUGAAUAUUUCUUUUAACAAAUAAAACAUUUAAAUGUUAAUGAUGUAAAUAUACUGAUAUAAAAUAUAA
Leptidea sinapis is the source of this 5523-nucleotide messenger RNA. It is a transcript of the gene Ldlr, whose product is annotated as nidogen. The coding region runs from base 38 to 4048 and encodes 1336 amino acids. Gene Ontology annotation, biological process: cell-matrix adhesion. Gene Ontology annotation, molecular function: calcium ion binding. The transcript is spliced from 7 exons. The record is from RefSeq and is a predicted model, not a curated record. Lineage: Eukaryota; Metazoa; Arthropoda; Insecta; Lepidoptera; Pieridae.